AAAGCACCAGCUUGAUCAUCGAAAAGUCUCUUUUCCUCCUUUCCCCCCAUCUGCUUCUUUCAUGCAAAGGUCUCACUCAUGGACAUGUUAAUUCAGCUCUAUUGAUAAUUUCUUCGGCCACCGCUCACCAACAACGCAUGCAUCCAAUAGGAAAGCCUGCCUCUGAAAGAUGGAGGCGGACUGGGAUAGUCAACCUUGUCUUGGUUGCAGUCUGCGCUGCGUCCCUGCUCGGCAGUCUGGUGGCUAGCAUCACACGAAGCAAUUCCUCGAUAAACACUGCUACGAUCAUCUACGAAGCUGAGUGUAGUUAUAUCUCAAGGCUUAAUCUUUCUCUUCACCUUCUUAUAAACCUAGUCUCGAGUGGAGUUCUAGCUUCUUCAAACUUCUACAUGCAGGUUUUAAGCUCACCAUCUCGGAAAGAAAUCGACCAUACCCACGAAUAUCUGAAGUCUCUUGACAUCGGCAUUCCAUCUGUGAAGAACAUUCGAUUCAUCUCACCAUUCAAGCAGAUAUGCUGGGCUAUACUAUUAUUAAGCUCAUUUCCAUUACAUCUCAUCUUCAAUAGUGCCGUUUUUGAAACGGGCUACCAAGGGAGCUACUGGAACCUCACUAUUGCAACUGAAGCAUUCACUCAAGGUGCAGGGUUCUAUGCGCCGGGUGCAAGUCUCUCUCCUGCUGGAUCUCCCUCACCAGCAUAUAUCCGUAGCACUGUCGGGCAGCCUGAACACCAACCAACACCUGUUUGGAAGGCCAAGGGCGGCAUUGAUGGUUACGGCCAGUCUCUUGACAUUGCAGAUUACUGGGACGAAAAUUCCUUACCUCGCCUGGAACUCGCUGCAACAGCUUUGGUUGCAGAUUCUUGGUCGAGGUUGGAUCCCAAAACCUGUUUGGCAGAGUACAGAUCAUGCAACCCUAGGAAGAAUUACGGAAAUGUGGUUGUGGUUGUGAACAGUAGCGCUUCUAGCGCAGCUGGAUGGACUCGGUCAGAAGUUUUUCAUUUCGACCCGCAGAGCAAUCUAUCCUCAAUAUGGGAUUCGCACAUUCCUCCAAACGUGACAAACUCACUUUGGUAUUCCGCCCAGUGCAAAGUAACGCGAUCCACCAACCCGUCGGUUUAUGACCACUGCGAGCAUACUUGUCUUAAUGUACUUGGACUCAACCACACAAAAACGUACGAUGUCUCUACAAAAGCUCCAGAUAAUACUCAAUGGACUCUUUCAUUCCAGCCAGUAGAGCUGAAUAUCGCACCAUCCGUCCGAGAAAGUUUGGGCUACAACGAUACGUUCAAUAGCCUAGACGUCAACUAUUGCUUGGCACUACCGGUAAACAAGUGCAAGAUUGGUGUUUCGAACACUCUGGUUCUUAUCGUUCUUGUCUGUAUCCUCGUAAAACUACUCACAUGCGUUAUGGUCAUACGAAAUCUCACUCAUCACAUGUCCUUGAUAACUCCAGGCGAUGCGAUGGAGUCGUUCAUUUCCAGGCCGGACACUCGAAUCGAAGGUCUGGGUACUCUUGAUAUUACAGAUAGUGAACGGUUGGAGUUCGGUCCUCGAACAUUAUCAACCGAGGCUUCCAGCGACUUGACGCAGAUCAUUCGACCUCGACGCUGGCAGACCAAACCCCGGCGCUACAUUGGAAUGGUUCCCCGAGCAGCUUGGACACGCACCUAUUGUCUGUUGUUUUGUGCGAUAGUGUUCCUCGUAGUCUGCGUCGCCCUGGCAUUAGAUGGCGGUCGCAGUCCUCUGGCAUAUGCAUUCGGUCAUACGGAUGAGAAUCUCACAGCCCAACUUGCAGGGUCCUAUAUCGGCUCACUUCUAGUGGCUAAUACGCCACAACUCAUUUUAUCGUUGUGUUAUUUUUCAUACAAUACCUUUUUCACUCGACUCGCGGUUGAGACGGAAUGGAACUCGUUCAGUUUAAGACACCAGCCACUACGGGUAUCGUACCCCGUGGGGAAGCAAGUGUCUAAAUAUCGUCUUCAGUUACCUUAUAGAUACAGUAUACCUCUCCUUGCUGUUAGUAUAUUGUUGCAUUGGCUCGUCUCAAAUUCGGUAUAUAUUUUUAUCACCGAAGGGGGUAAGUUUAAAAUGAUAUUUAACACAAGUUAAUAUCGCUAAUCCGAUGAAGGCUACUGGGAGAUAGAAGGCACCGUCGAAGGUGCAGCGAGCUACUUCGGU
Messenger RNA from Truncatella angustata, 2177 nucleotides. RefSeq lists its product as uncharacterized. The record is from RefSeq and is a predicted model, not a curated record. The coding region runs from base 138 to 2108 and encodes 656 amino acids. NCBI's taxonomy places the organism in Eukaryota, Fungi, Ascomycota, Sordariomycetes, Amphisphaeriales, Sporocadaceae. The transcript is spliced from 2 exons.